AUCUCUGAUUCAUCUACUCGAAAUACUCCAAUGUUGACAAGUGAGAUAACGGUGGGUCGGCACGCAUCAUCAUCUGGCACUUGCAACCCUUCCACCACUGACAAUUCCACCGUAUACGUUCGUGCAGGUCGUCGAGUCGGUCGAGUGCGAGCGAUGAAUACUCGCCGCGCGAGGAAGCGCAGCAGCUGAUUGAGUGCGCGCGAUCGGUCAGUCGACGCGACCUAACCUCAAAGCGACAUGGUGAUCUCGCACGUACUCGUACUGCUUGCCGGCCUCUGGGCUACCGGGGCGGGUAAUGACGCGUACAACGACUUCUUCGACGAGGAAUUAAUGCUGAAGCCUAUGCCGAGUAAUCAUGUCUACGCCUACUUCCAAUUUACCACGAUAUGGGAGACGGCGAACCAUGUAGCAACACUUCAGCAUUCGCAUCUCUUCCCGAGGGGAUUGGGUGAGAUAAUAGGCCGGCAUAGUGUCGACGAGCUGCACGUCACCCUGACGGAAGGCUUGUGGAAUUAUCAAAAGUGGGGAUAUCCUUUCCACGACGCUGGACCCGGUGCUGAGGUCACUGCCUGGUUUAACAGGGAUAUAACAAACAUAGACGAGGAAUGGAGAGGUCUGACGAACGCCUUAGCUGGCUUAUUCUGUGCGUCCCUGAAUUUCGUUGACGCCUCCAAUAGUAUGUCGCCGGAGUUCACCUUCCGUCCCACUGGCGUUACAGAUGGGCCAGUGAAUUCUAGUCAGUUGCGUUACUCGUCAUUGCCAAGGGAGAUAGUUUGUACCGAGAAUCUAACGCCAUUUAAGAAGCUGUUGCCUUGCGACUCCAAGAGAGGUCUGGCUACGUUGUUAAAUUCCGCGCACAUUCACAAUACCAAUUAUCACUCGAUUGGAAUACAUUUUCGGUCGAUAUGUCGCGAUGCAACGUGCACAAGGACAUCUUUAGAACUGCGACAGACUGUCUCUCUGAUAUACGAUACAAUGACGGAUGCGAAUCAGGACUGGUCGAUACGAAAAUUUUUUGGUAUGGGUCUUAAAGGCGCAUGUCCACUUGCAACGUUAAGCAAUAUUUAUGUGGAGAUAUCGGGCAACAGUACGGAUCACGUAUACGAAUUGACGCCACCACCGAGUGCGAAAGUUGUUAGCUUGCGUGGUGGACAACAAAAUGAAAUUGCGGUCUAUGACAUCAGGGCUCAUAGCAGUAAAGGAAUGUUCAAUAUUGCUGCGGUGCAUAGUGCGCCAAAGAAUAACGCAAUAAAUUAUCCUUCGAUCCUCUACGCUAAUAGAUAUAUCAUCGGUUAUGGCCAAGAAAGAGGCAGUUUAGUGACUAAACUGUAUAACAAUCACUGGCAGGCGAUAGAUGUAAUCUUAUUGGAAAAUAUUCCGUGGUACUUGCUAGUUUACUUACAUUCCAUUACGAUAACCUGCAAUGAGCAACAAGUUCGUCCACUGGCGCAACGUUAUUUACCUGGAAGGGAGAGGAAAAGUCCGUACUAUUUAGAAUUAAUCCUGCGCCUGCCGCCGCACUCGGUAACGAAAAUCACCAUCGAUAUGGAUUACUUAUUCCUCAAAUGGCAGGAAUAUCCGCCGGACGCUAAUCACGGUUUUUACAUGGGACCAGCUAUAGUUACAGCCUUAUUACCCAUAGCUAGAAAUUACACUGCUCUGCCGCUCGAUGGAAGUACAAUUACUUCAAGUUUUAACGCUUCGAGGGAUGAUUAUCUAGUACAAUUACGGACCGAGUCCUUGCUUAUCAGUCUUCCGACUCCUGACUUCAGUAUGCCUUACAACGUUAUAUGUCUUGCCUGUACAGCUGUCGCGUUAGCAUUCGGCCCACUUCACAACAUUUCCACGAAACGACUGGUUUUAAAACGCAUCGAAAAGGACUGGAAAGGUAAAGUGUUCUCCUUUUUCUUAGGAAAGAUAUUCGGAGCAAAGAAAAAACAAGAAUAAAGACUGUAAACAAAUGCAUGUAUUCUAAAACGCAUCUCUGAAUUGUAUCUCUCUUGCGAAUAAAUAUAUUCACGUAUUUCCCAUGCA
Molecule: messenger RNA, 2034 nt
Organism: Vollenhovia emeryi
Lineage: Eukaryota; Metazoa; Arthropoda; Insecta; Hymenoptera; Formicidae
Gene: PIG-T
Product: GPI transamidase component PIG-T
Exons: 8
Coding region: 238-1947 (569 amino acids)
Biological process (GO): attachment of GPI anchor to protein
Cellular component (GO): GPI-anchor transamidase complex
Source: RefSeq, a predicted model, not a curated record